AUGGUAUUUGCAGUGAAGGAGAUCAAUGAAAAUCCUUCUAUCCUACCCAAUGUCACCUUGGGCUUCCACAUUUAUGACAGUCAUUUCAGUGCACAGAAGACCUACCAUGCCACAAUGCUACUACUUUGCAACCUAAAGAGCUUUAUUCCUAACUACAUCUGUGGUACUGAGAAUCCUCUGACAGCAGUGAUUGGGGGACUAGACUCCAUAACCUCCAUUGACAUUGCAACUAUCUUGGAUAUCUACAAGGUUCCACAGUUUGUCUAUGGCUCUGCUCCAAUCAUGAAUUAUAAAACCCCGGGCCUUUCCUUCUUCCAAAUGAGCCCUACAGAAAGACUUCAGUAUGAAGGGAUUGUGUCUUUGCUUCUCUACUUCACAUGGACAUGGAUCGGGGUUUUGGUGAUGGAAAAUGAUAAUGGAGAAAGAUUUUUAGAUGCAAUCAUACCAUUAUUUUUUGGUCAUGGCAUCUGCUUUGCAUUGAUAGAGAAAGUUGCCGUAAUAACAUCUUUCAAAGAACUUGCCAGAGCAUUCAACCAAGGUGCAGAAACCCAUGAUAAAAUCAUGGAUAGCAAUGCUAAUAUAAUGAUAUUUUAUGGAGAAUCUUAUUCCAUGAUGGUAUUGAGAUGGUUACCACAUCUGUCAAAAAAAGAAACAAUGAGUAAUAUCAUCAAAGGUAAAGUCUGGAUAUUUACAGCCCAGGUGGAAUUUACUUCACAGGUCUAUCAACGUGACUGGGAUGCCCAAAUGAUCCAUGGUGCUCUGUCCUUCACAAUCCAUGGUAAUAACCCACCAGGAUUCAAACCUUUUCUUUUAAAUAGAAAUCCCUCCACUACAGAAGAUGGUUUUAUCAAAGACUUCUGGCAGCAGGCCUUCAACUGUGUAUUCAAAACUUCAGAUAUGGAUGAGGAAAUUUUGAAUUCAUAUGAUGCUGCUAACUAUAUGACAUACCCUAGAAAUAUUGGAGAAAGAGGAUAUGGAAAAUCUGAAGAAAUACAUAAAGUAUUGGUGCCAAAAUAUUACCAAAAUAUUGUGGCCCUGGCAUUCACAGUCAAGGAGAUCAAUAAAAACCCUCAGAUCUUAUCCAAUGUCACUCUUGGCUUCCACAUCUAUGACAGUCACUUCAGCGCACAGAAAACAUACCAUGCCACAAUGUUACUGAUUUACAACCUGAAGACAUUUGUUCCCAACUACAUCUGUGGCAGCCAGAAUCAUCUGACUGCAGUGAUUGGGGGACUCGACUCCAAAACUUCCAUUGACAUUGCAAAUUUCUUGGAUAUCUAUAAGAUCCCACAGGUAAAGUGGACAUGGAUCGGGGUAUUUGUGAUGGCUAAUGAUAAUGGAGAAAGGUUUAUAGACAUGAUUGUUCCAAUAUUUUCCCAGCACAGUAUCUGCUUUUCAUUUAUAGAGAGAAUUGCAGAAUUAACUUCAGUCAAUGAAAUUUAUGACUUGUUCAACCAUGGUGCACAAAUACAUGACAAAAUUAUGGAUAGCAGUGCUAACGUUCUGAUAUUUUAUGGAGAAUCUGAUACCACGGUGAGGCUGAGAUGGUUACCAUAUUUAACAAAAAAAGGAAACAUAACUAAUAUGGUCAAAGGUAAAGUGUGGAUAUUUACAGCACAGGUAGAGCUCAACUCACAUGUAUAUCAAAGAGACUGGGAUACUGAAAUAAUCAAUGGUGCUCUGUCCUUCACUGUUCAUGCCAAUGACCCACCAGGUUUCCAAUCAUUUAUUGAAAGUAGAAAUCCUUCCAUGACAGAAGAUGGAUUUAUCAAGGACUACUGGCAGCAGUCCUUUGCCUGUGUAUUUAAAACUUCAAAUGUAGGUGAGGUAACUGGAGAUAUCUGCACAGGAGAAGAGAAACUAGAAAAUCUUCCUGUAACCUUUUUUGAAAAGAGGAUGACUGGUCACAGCUACAGUAUUUAUAAUUCUGUCUACGCAGUAGCCCAUGCAUUACAUGCCAUGAUUUCAUCCAGAUUUGUACAGAGAUCAGUGGCAAAUAAAGGGAGAUUGAAGCUUCAAAAUCAAGAUGCAUGGCAGUUGCACCGCCUCUUGAAAGGUCUCUCAUUUAAUAAUAGUGCCGGGGAUCAGGUUUCUAUUGACUACAAUGGAGAGUUACUAGCUGGAUAUGAUGUAUUGAAUUGGAUUGUUUCUUCUAACCAGUCCUUCAUGAGAGUUAAAGUUGGGAGGGUUAACCCUGCAGGUUCUUCAGACCAAAUAUUCACCAUAAUUGAAAAUGUCAUAACCUGGCACAGCUGGUUCAACCAGUCCCAGCCUGUUUCAGUAUGUGCUGGGAGUUGCUGGCCUGGUUCCAGGAAGAAAAUGAAGGAAGGGGAGCCCUUUUGCUGCUAUGACUGCAUCCCCUGCCCAGAAGAUGGUCUUCAAAUCAAGCCAGCAUGUUCUUUUUCAGAUACAAACGAUUGUUACUUGUGUCCAUACGGAACCUAUCCAAGCAAGAAUCAGGAUUUCUGUAUCCCUAAAACUCUCACCUUUUUGUCUUAUGAAGAACCUUUGGGGAUCAGUUCAGCCUUCUUUGUUCUUUUCUUUUCUUUGGUCUCAGUCAUGGUGCUUGGAAUAUUUGUCAAGAACCACAACACUCCUAUCAUCAUUGCCAAUAACCGAGACCUCACUUACAUUCUUCUCAUCUCCCUCCCUCUCUGCUUCCUUUCUGCAUUCCUGUUCAUUGGUCAUCCUGAGAAGGUGGUGUGUCUCCUGCAACAAACUACUUUUGGGGUGAUCUUUACAAUGUCUGUUUCUUCAGUGUUGGCAAAAACGAUCACCGUGGUUCUGGCUUUCAUGGCCACCAAGCCAGGAUCCAGGAUGAGAAUGUUUGUGGGAAAGAGAUUCUCCAACUCCAUGGUCAUUUCCUGCUCUCUUAUUCAGAUAGGGAUUUGCAUGACAUGGCUGACAACCUCUCCCCCCUUCCCAGAUACUGACAUGGAUUCAGCAGUUGAAGAAAUUGUCCUGCAGUGUAAUCAAGGCUCUGCAACUAUGUUCUACAGCGUCCUAAGCUAUUUGGGCUUCUUGGCCAUUAUUAGCUUCGUGGUUGCUUUCCUGGCCAGGAAAUUACCUGAGACUUUCAAUGAAUCCAAGUUCAUCACAUUCAGCAUGUUGGUCUUCUGCUGUGUUUGGCUCUCCUUUGUUCCAACCUACUUGAGCACCAAGGGGAAAUACACGGUGGCAGUGGAGAUAUUCUCCAUCUUGGCCUCUAGUGGCGGUUUGCUGGGCUGCAUCUUUCUUCCCAAAUGUUAUAUAAUUGUCUUGAGGCCUGACUUGAAUAAUAGGGAACACCUAAUGAAGAGAAAAAAGUGA
Python bivittatus (Burmese python) is the source of this 3309-nucleotide messenger RNA. The record is from RefSeq and is a predicted model, not a curated record. Lineage: Eukaryota; Metazoa; Chordata; Lepidosauria; Squamata; Pythonidae.